This is a messenger RNA of Pristis pectinata (smalltooth sawfish), 6124 nucleotides long. RefSeq names its product dehydrodolichyl diphosphate synthase (gene dhdds). Lineage: Eukaryota; Metazoa; Chordata; Chondrichthyes; Rhinopristiformes; Pristidae. The record is from RefSeq and is a predicted model, not a curated record. Gene Ontology annotation, biological process: polyprenol biosynthetic process. Gene Ontology annotation, cellular component: endoplasmic reticulum; dehydrodolichyl diphosphate synthase complex. The transcript has 9 exons. Gene Ontology annotation, molecular function: ditrans,polycis-polyprenyl diphosphate synthase [(2E,6E)-farnesyl diphosphate specific] activity. Bases 490 to 1506 code for a protein of 338 amino acids.
GCUUUCAGAGCGUGGGCACCGGCAAGUCUGUAAGUUGUGGCCGGGUCUCAGGGACGGAAGGUCGGGAAGCAUUUUCUUAAACCCGAGACCGAGGAAACAGAACCCAGCAGGGAGACAGGAGGCAGCGGAGUCGAGCUUCGGCAGCCUCGUACCUCAGCGGCGGGUGUCUCCUGCCGCUCAGCUGUUUUGGCGGCUUGAGCGGGCUGGUGGACGUUGCAAUUCCCUAUUGGAUUCCACAGCUGUCAAUCGAAAGUAGGAAGGUCAAUACGUGAUUGGUUCCUCGCUUGGUAUGUGGGCGGGGUUAGAUGGUCGCAAGGAAGAGGAAGGGUAUAAGGAACGUGAAAAAUUAGUUCCCCUCCUGCCUGACGACUAGCUCCAUUGAGAAGAAGUGAACUAUCUGAUGCUUUGUGGUGUAUCAUAACCAACUCCUCUCCCAGUUUAUAGAAUAUCACUGGUCCUGUGUCUGGAGUGAAAACCAUUUAACACAGAAUGGCUUGGAUUCAGGAGGCAGAGCUGAACUUUGUGGAGAGGUUGUGUGCAUCCAUUUUAAAGAUUGGUCCCAUGCCUAAACACGUGGCCUUCAUCAUGGAUGGGAAUAGACGUUAUGCACAGAAAUGUCGAGUAGAGAGAGAACAGGGCCACUCCCAGGGUUUUGAGAAACUGGCUGAGACUCUUCGGUGGUGUUUGAACCUGAAUAUACGAGAGGUGACUGUUUACGCUUUCAGUAUUGAGAAUUUCAAGCGCUCCAAAGAGGAAGUGGAUGGGCUAAUGGAACUUGCACGACAGAAAUUCACAAGACUCCUUGAGGAACAGGAGAAUUUGAAGAAAUAUGGUGUUCAUAUCAGAGUCCUAGGAAACCUGACCUUGUUGCCUGUUGAUAUUCAGGAGCUGAUUGCACAGGCAGUGCUGGCAACACAGAGUUAUAACAAAUGUUUCCUGAAUGUGUGCUUUGCGUACACCUCUCGGCACGAGGUCACCAGUGCAGUCCGUGAAAUGGCGUUGGGAGUUGAGGAAGGGUUACUGAGGCCCAGUGACCUCUCUGAAGCUCUGCUGGGCAAGUGUCUGUACUCCAGCAGUUCCCCAGACCCAGACCUACUGAUCCGGACAUCUGGAGAGGUUCGUCUCAGUGACUUCCUGUUGUGGCAGACUUCUCAUUCGUGUUUGGUGUUCCAACCUGUGUUGUGGCCAGAAUAUUCUUUCUGGAAUCUAUGUCAGGCCAUCCUGCAGUAUCAAGUCAACUAUCCUGCCCUUCAGAAAGCAAAAAUGUUGCGGGAUGCAGCAUAUCAGCAGCAGCAGUUGGAUGUAGAUCGCACCUGUGUACUGGAGCAGACACAGCCUUGCACAGUAGGGGAGAUGGGAGGCACAGAGUGCAAACAGGAACUAAUCCUAAAGUACACCAGAGAGCGGGAGGAAAGAGUCUCCAACUUUCUACUGGAGCUAGAGAACAAAAGGAAAAAAUUCCUCACGGACCUUGUGCAGGGCUCUUCACCAUUUCUACGUGUUUAGGCCUUACUAGCUCCACAGAUAAGACAACAGAAUGAAUAUCCAUUAUGUGAGUGAAAGCCUCCAUCAUGUAUCUGUGGUGGUACUGAUGUUGUUGGUCCAGAUAGCUCCACUAUCCAUUAAGCACAGAGUUAUGAAUUCAGGAUCUCCUCCCUCUCCAUUCCUGUCUGGUAGGUUUCUCACUCUGACUUAUGGGUGAGUGAAAUGUGGCUGCCUCCACAAAGAAAAAAAUUAUGUCUUGGUACCUCUCAAUGGAAAUACAAACUGCAUAUAUUUAAAUCCUGCAGCUACAUUAUGUUGUUAAAUUAUGAUGCUCUACUGAUAUGGAGGUUGCAUAAAUUGUUAAUUUUCUAGUGUUUGGUGAAAUGGAAACAGUGUAGGAGCCAGAGUCUUCUCUGAAAGCCUGGUGCUAAAGAUAAAAUGUUAUGGUGCUCUUGCCCUAUAAGUGGCACUCUGACUCCCUCCCAGACAGCAAUACUUUAACUAUGUUACAAACAAGGUCUGACCCAUGCUGGCAAUCUGCCAUUGGCAAUGUAGCCCAUCAGUUGUUAGCAAUGUAAACUACAUUCCCAGCAGCGGUGAUCUGUCCUAUAUCCUUCCCUCACAAAUGAUUUGGAACAAUCUGGCAAUAGCGCUGUUACCAACCUCUCUUCCCCCAAUAGUGAAACUUGCCCCCCUGGCACCACCAUCACCAAGCAGGUAGUGCUGGUAAUCCAGUAGUAGUUUGAGCCACCAAGCAGCUGUUGUGCUCCCCCCUUCUCCCAUGCAGCAGUCUUGUGAUGUCCUGUGAUCACAAUUGCUGAUUGAUGUUCAUGUGCGGAUGAUAGCAAGUUCUGUAGUCCACACAUUGGAACUAGAACUUGAGUUGGAAUCAGUGGCAUUCACGUGUCAUCCAAAACCUAAACAGGGAGUAACCUUGUGGUUCCCAUUUGAUUGAUCUUUUUCAGAUGCAAACAUGAGCGAGUUUGAAAGAGCAUCUCUGAGAAAUGUGAGGGAAAAACAUUUCUAGAUUCCCUUACGUGGCUGUGAAUUUUUAUGAGAAGUGUUUCUCCUUUUCAGUGAAUCAGUAUCAUUAUAUGGUCUGCUCCCAGCAUUGUCUAUUCCAGCCACAAAGAGGACUUUGCCCUCAGUUUCUGCUUAUUCUGUCAAUUCUGAGAUUAAAAACCACACCAGAAUAAUAUUAAAUUCUGUUGUGUUUUAAGUAUUUACAUUUUCACCAGAGUUUAAAUUUAUUAGUGAGGGCUGGACAAUUGAGUGUAGAUCCUUAACUUGAUUUCUCAGGAGUAGGGGGAAAAGAUAAGUCCAGGCCCUGCUGCAAUCCCAAAACUGCCUCAAAGAACAUAAAUGGAAACAAGAGUACAGGAGUAGGACAUACAGCCCAUUAUGGCUGCCCCACCAUUAAAAAAAGACAAGGGUUGAUCUUUUACCUCAGUACCAUUUUCCUGUACUAUGGCCAGAUCCAUAAAUACCUAAAACUCUUUAAAUCUGUGUCUUGAAUAUUCUCAAUGACUGAGCCUUCACAGCCACUUGUAUAGAGAAUUCCAAAGAUGCACUGUUCUCUGGGUGAAGAUAUUGCUUCUCAUCUUGGCCCUGAAUACCCCAGCUGGGAGAAACAUUUCACUGCAUCUACUCUGUUGAUCACUAUAAGAACUUUGUUCAUUUCAAUGAGAUCAUGUUGCACUCUUCUAAACAUAAGUUUAGCUUAAUUUGCUUAAACUUUCCUCCAUUGACAGACCUGCCAUCCAAGGAAUCAAUCUGGUGAAUCUUUACAGCUAACCCUAACUUGGAUAGGAAGAAAAGUGAUGUACACAAUAUGUAAGACGUGGUCUCACCAAGAUCCUAUGUUAUUGGCGCAAGGCAGUACCAGUCUUGUAGUCAAAUUUUCAAGCAGCAAAGAUCAAAAUACCAUUUGCUUUCCAAGUCGCUUGUUGUACCUCCAUGUUAAAUUUUAGUGACUCAUGUAAAAGGACAAUCUAGGUCUCUCGGAUCUCCAAUAUCUUUCAAUCUCUUCCUAAAGAUGUGAUUUCACUGGAGAGGGUAUGGAGGAGAUUCACCAGGACAUUGCCUGGGAUGGAACAUUUCUGUUAUGAGGAGAAUUGGUUAAGCUGUUUUUUUCCCCUUGGAGCAGACAAGACUGAGGGAGGACCUGAUGGAGAGAUGCAAAAUUAUGAGAGGCAUGGAUAGGAUAGAUAAUAUGAAAUUAUUCCCCAUGGUAGAGACGUUUAAGACCAGAGGUCAUAGGUUUAAGGUGAGGAGUAAGGGGUUUAGAGGAGAUCUGAGGAAGAAUUCUUUCACCCAGAUGUGGUUGAUGUCUGAAGCGCACUGCCUGAGGUGGUGGAGACAGAUACUCCCACAACAUUUAAGAAUCACCUGGACGAGCACUUCAGUUGCCAAGCCACAGCAGGCUAUGAACCAACUGCUGGUAUAUGGGAUUAGUAUAGAUAGGUACCUGAUGUUUGGCAUACACGGUGGGCCAAAGGGCCUAUUUCUAUGCUGUAUAACUUACAAUUUAGAAAAAAAAAAUUGCUAUUUUUUUCUACUGAAGUGAAUGAUUUUGCAUUUUUCUGUAUAAUAUUACAUCUGGCAUGUCUUUGGCCAUUCACUUACUCCAUCUGUAUCUACCUGAACCUCUCUGCAUUCUUGUCACAACCCACAUAGAUUCCCUUCAUCCUAAUUAUAGAUUGUCAACAGCUGGGGGCCAGCAACAAUCCUUCUGGUGCCCCACUAGUCACAGCCUCCAAACCUGGAAAUAUUCCAGUUGGUGCAGGAGCACUACACAAGGUUGAACUAUUUGUACUGUAUGUCUGCCAUAGGUGCCAGUUCAGUUCACCAUGUGAUGCUGGGAAGCAACAGGUUCACUGAACAUAUUAAAAGCUACGGGCUCUGAUGACAUCUCACUUUCAAUGCUGACUAUAACCUGCUGGCCAAUUCUCUAUUGGGGUUGCCAGAAUUGGGAGGGGUCUGCCAGAACUCCUCCUAUUCAACUGUUAUAACAACCUAAAUUCAGACAUGGUCACAAGAUGUGAAUUCUUAAGAUAAGGAAAGAGUACAUGCCUAGGUUAAUAGCAAGAAUGUUACAGGAACAGGAGUAGGCUACUCUGGCACUGACAUAUCAUGGCUGAUCUGAUAGGAACAUAUCAGAUUCUACCAGCAGUAUUCUUCUAACAGCUUGCUUAUCAAGUAUCUACCUAGUUCUGUCUUAAAAAUUUUCAAAGGUUCUGGAACUUUAUUCCACAGAGGGUGGUGGGAUCAAAGACUCACAACCUUAAGAAAAAAAAUGCCUGAUCUGUCUUAAAUGGAAAACCCUUUGGUCUUUAUACAGUUCUAGAUUCCCCCACAAGAGGAAACAUCCUCACUGCAUCCACUCUGUCAAGACCUAUCAGGAUCAUGUGUUUCAGUCAAAUCCCCUCUCACUAUUUUUAACUCCAGUAGAUAUGAGCCCAGCCUGCCUGACCUUUCCUGAUAAGACAAUGUACCCAUUCCAGGUUUAAGUCUGGUAAACCUGUGAACUGCUUCCAAAGCAUUAACAUCCUUCUCUAAAAAGAAGAUCAAUAGUCCACACAGUACUCCUCUUGUAGUCUAUGAUGCUGGUGGAAAGCAUGUGGUCAAUGUUUCGGGUCAGGACCCUGAGUCCUGAAGAAGGGUCCUGACCUGAAACAUUGACUGCCUGCUUUUCUCCAUGGAUGCUGCCUGGCCUGCUGAAUUCCUCCAGCAUCUUCGUGUUUUUCAUCUAGAUUCCAGCAUCUGCAGUCCUUUGUUUCUCCUGCUGUAGUCUCAAUAGUUUGCUAUAUAACUGAAACAUCUCUCUACUUUUGCAUUCCAUUCCUCUUGAAGUAAAGGUAAUUGAACUCGUAUCCUCGUAUCUUGACUCCAUCACGUUCCCCCUUUGUUCAGUCCCUUCCCACCUACAUCCGUGACACCUUGCAUGCUAUCCACCACUUCAGCAACUUUCAGUUCCCUAGCUCUGACUGCCUCAUUUUCACCAUGGAUGACGAGUACCUGUACACUUUUAUCCCCCAUCAGGAAGGCCUCAGGGCUCUCUGUUUCUUUGUGGAUAACAGACCCGACCAGUUCCCCUUCACCACCGCCCUCCUCCGUCUGACAGAACUGGUGCUUACCCUCUACAACUUCACUUUCGGCUCCCCCCACUUUCUCCAGACCCAAGAUGUAGCCACGGGCCCUCACAUGGGCCCCAGUUAUGCCUGCCUUUUCAUUGGCUACGUGGAGCAACCCAUGUUCCAAACCUACACCGGCAAUGCUCCCCAACUCUUCCUCCGCUACAUUGACAACUGCAUUGGUGCCGCUUCCUGCACCCAUGUGGAGCUCGUCAAUUUCAUCAACUUCACGAUCAACUUCCACCCUCCUACCCUCACAAAUUCACUUGGUCCAUCUCCGACACCUCUCUCCCUUUUCAUGAUCUCUUUCUCCAUCUCGGGAGACAGAUUAUCCACUGGCAUCUUCUACAAAUCCACUGACUCCCACGGUUACCUCGACUACACCUCUUCCCACCCUGUUGCCUGCAAGGAUGCCAUUCCCUUCUCUCAAUUCCUCCACCCCUGCCCUCAUGAUGAGGCCUUCCACUCCAGGACACCCGAAAUGUCCUCCUCUUUCAGAAAACAGG